GGUAAUUCUCUGGUUUUUGAUAUGUACAGGGAUUGUGGAAGCAUGAACAAUGCUGUUUCGGUGUUCAUAGAAAUUUGGAGGCAGAGCAUUGUCGUGGAAUUCAAUUAUUGUUGGCUGUCUGCAGCAUAGGCCUUUGUCAUAUUCGGUCAAAUAAUUCGGUUAUACAAAGAGCCAGAUGAGAUCACUUCCACUGGCUUGCUCUCUGCUCGUAUCCAUUGUGGGUUUCUACAAAGAGGAAGAAAGCUUUUUGCUUACAUGUCAACAGGACCAAAUCACUUGUAAGGUAUAUAUUGGGAAGAAAAAACAUAUGUUGAGGGUUGACAGAAAAAGAGGUGUUGUGAUAUCGUAGUGAGAGGCUUGCUAGGGUUGGUUAGUAUAGUUGAAGGAAGUAUAGUCAUGUGGUUUUUGAAGAUUGUCACACAGUGAUUAAGCUGAUCUUAAGAGUGGUGGGACGUGAGAUUGUGAUGCAAGAGCUUCCGUACAGUAAUCAUCACACGGAACAACUGAAAGAAAAAUAUGAAAUCUGGCCGAAUAACCAGAGAAUCGAAAAACUUUUUUUUUUUGAAUCAAUAUAAAAUUUAUUCAAAAAAAAGUCCUUUUGGUACAAUAAAUGCAUCUUUAAGCAACUGGAGAAACAAGAUAUAUAUGAGAAGCGGUUAAUCGAUGGAAAACGAAGGAAUCGAAGAAUUUCAGCGACGAAACGGAGCAAGAGACUUUGAUACCAUGUUAGUUGAAUAAACGCAAAUGAGGAUGGAAGAUGAAAUGUGGAUAAGAUUUUUUGUUAUUCAAGUUAGUUAAGUUGGUUACAUAGAGUCUCUUAUAUAGAAAGAGGAUCCUGGUUUACCUGUAAAUUGUCCCAGUCCUUACUAAACCGGUCUAGUCAAUGUAAACCGGUCCAGAAGAUUCAAAAAUCGCGAAGCCAAAUUUCUCGGAAAGUUCAAAACUUUGUUUUGCUGCCGAUGCUACUUUACGCGAAGCUACGUUGAUUGUUUUACGCUGAUGUGACCGUUGUAGGAAUGUGGAGUCGUGCCAUUUUUCAACGAUUCAGGUUUCGAGCUUUCUCCAUUUGGUGCUUCGAGUCUCACGUUAUCCAUGGGAAAAGCUUCAGGAGUUACUCAGUUACUGUGGAGUUUCAGAAUCGCGAAGUUUUGAUAUGUAAUCACUUGUUGAAUCGAAGACUCGACGAGGCACGAGAGGUUUUCGAUCAGGUUCCAUCUCCUCAUGUGAGUCUUUACACCAAGAUGAUUUCGGGAUACACGAGGAGUAAUAGAUUGGUUGAUGCGUUGAAUCUGUUCGACGAAAUGCCUUUGAGAGAUGUUGUUUCGUGGAAUUCGAUGAUCAGUGGUUGUGUGGAGUGUGGUGAUAUAGAUACUGCAGUGAAGAUGUUCGAUGAAAUGCCUGAGAGAAGCGUUGUUUCAUGGACAGCGAUGGUAAAUGGGUGUUUUAGGUUUGGUAUGGUUGAUCAAGCGGAGAGAUUGUUUUGUCAAAUGCCUGUGAAAGAUAUUGCAGCCUGGAAUGCGAUGGUUCAUGGGUAUUUACAGUUUGGUAAAGUAGACGAUGCCUUGAAGUUGUUUAAGCAAAUGCCUCGGAAGAAUGUGAUUUCCUGGACGACAAUGAUCUGUGGAUUAGACCAGAAUGAGAGGAGUGGAGAAGCUCUCAAUUUGUUCAAGAACAUGUUGCGUUGUUGCAUAAAAUCGACUUCAAGAACGUUCACUUGUGUAAUCACCGCUUGUGCAAAUGCUCCAGCGUUUCAUAUGGGUACCCAAGUUCAUGGCUUCAUCAUCAAGUCGGGGUUUUUAUAUGAAGAAUAUGUAACUGCUUCGCUCAUAACGUUAUAUGCAAACUGCAAAAGAACAGAGGAUUCUCGUAAGGUGUUUGGCGAGAUGGUUCAUGAAAAGGUUGCUGUGUGGACUGCUCUAUUGUCUGGGUAUAGUCUGAAUAGAAAGCAUGAAGAUGCGUUAAAUGUUUUCUCCGAGAUGAUAAGAAACAGUAUCUUACCAAAUCAAUCAACAUUUGCUAGCGGAUUAAACUCUUGCUCUGCUUUGGGAACAUUGGAUUGGGGUAAGGAGAUACAUGGAGUUGCUGUGAAGCUUGGUUUAGGAACUGUUGCCUUUGUGGGUAAUUCUCUUGUUGUGAUGUACAGCGAUUCUGGAAACGUUAACGAUGCCGUUUCAGUGUUCAUAGAAAUCUUCAAGAAGAGCAUUGUGUCAUGGAAUUCCAUUAUUGUUGGCUGCGCACAGCAUGGGCGUGGAAAGUGGGCGUUUGUCAUAUUCGGUCAAAUGAUUCGCCUAAACAAAGAGCCAGAUGAGAUAACUUUCACUGGCUUGCUCUCUGCUUGUAGCCAUUGCGGGUUCCUACAGAAAGGAAGAAAGCUGUUCUAUUACAUAUCAAGCGGACUAAAUCAUAUCGAUAGAAAGAUUCAACACUACACUUGUAUGGUUGAUAUCUUGGGAAGAUGCGGGGAAUUGAAAGAAGCAGAAAAACUUAUCGAGAGCAUGGUUGUGAAACCUAAUGAAAUGGUUUGGUUGGCUUUACUUAGUGCUUGUAGGAUGCAUUCUGAUGUAGAUAGAGGCGAGAAAGCUGCUGCAGCCAUUUUUAAUCUGGACUCAAAAUCAAGCGCUGCUUAUGUCUUGUUGUCAAAUAUAUAUGCUUCUGCUGGUAGAUGGUCCAGUGUAUCGAAAUUGAGAGUUAAGAUGAAGCAGAAGGGGAUUAUGAAGAAACCCGGGAGCAGCUGGGUUGUGAUUAGAGGGAAAAAGCACGAGUUUUUCUCCGGUGAUCGUCCACAUUGCUUGAGAAUAUUUGAGAAGUUGGAAUUUCUGAGAGAGAAGUUGAAGGAACUGGGCUAUGUUCCUGAUUAUAGAUCUGCUUUACAUGAUGUUGAAGAUGAACAGAAAGAAGAGAUGUUGUGGUAUCACAGUGAGAGGCUUGCUAUUGCGUUUGGGUUGAUUAAUACAGUUGAAGGAAGUACAGUGACAGUAAUGAAAAAUCUACGAGUUUGUGAAGAUUGUCACACAGUGAUUAAGUUAAUCUCCAGAGUUGUGGGAUGUAAGAUUGUUUUAAGGGAUCCGACUCGGUUUCAUCAUUUCAAGAAUGGGAUGUGUUCUUGCGGGGAUUAUUGGUAGAAAAGUGACUUGGAAAAUUUCAAACUUUGACUUGUGAUGUGGAAAGUGACUUGGGAAAUUACAUUGAUAUCUGA
Arabidopsis lyrata subsp. lyrata is the source of this 3196-nucleotide messenger RNA. Its product is annotated as pentatricopeptide repeat-containing protein At5g46460, mitochondrial. Gene Ontology annotation, biological process: RNA modification. The transcript has a single exon. NCBI's taxonomy places the organism in Eukaryota, Viridiplantae, Streptophyta, Magnoliopsida, Brassicales, Brassicaceae. The record is from RefSeq and is a predicted model, not a curated record. Gene Ontology annotation, molecular function: zinc ion binding; RNA binding; protein binding. The coding region runs from base 1017 to 3122 and encodes 701 amino acids.